This is a messenger RNA of Folsomia candida, 1972 nucleotides long. RefSeq lists its product as uncharacterized. The record is from RefSeq and is a predicted model, not a curated record. Gene Ontology annotation, biological process: sensory perception of taste. The transcript has 2 exons. Gene Ontology annotation, cellular component: membrane. Bases 10 to 1383 code for a protein of 457 amino acids. NCBI's taxonomy places the organism in Eukaryota, Metazoa, Arthropoda, Collembola, Entomobryomorpha, Isotomidae.
UAGUUUAAGAUGGCUGUAAAAUGUGUGAUUUUAAAAAGUUUCCUAAUAUUUUUAGGAUUAUACCCCGACUCCCUAUUUUCUUCAAUAAUUGCACGAAAAUGUGCACAAGUUUGGUCCAUCUUGUUGACGGCACUUUCAAUCCAGCAAAUUUACGAGGUUUCGUCAUUCGCUUACAGAGGUGUGAAAUCUGGUGCGUUUGCCAAGGAUAAAGUAGGCCUACUGAUUAACGUGGCCUUAGCCGCCUAUCAAGUAUUUGUACAUAUUUGUCUCCUGGUAUUUAGAGCGGUGGUUAUUCGCAAUUUUUUUGCACACAAAUUGACUCGUGCCGUAAAAUAUUUCAUACAUUGUACAGAAUCUUGGUCUCACAUUGUGGCCACAGGGAUUGAGAGUUUUUCUCGAAAUGAGACGUGCUUUUUGGUCGUUUACGCCGUAGAUUUUAUCCAACGCCUUGCGAUACUCAUAGUUUACUGGUUUCCUUCAUCUAUGAGUGACAACACCCACGCGAAAACUCGUGGACAUGAUGAUUCUGUUUUUGCCGUAUUGGAUAUUUUCCUAACAAACUUGAUAGUCUUAGACACACUUUGUUUUGUGUUCAUUGGCGUAAUUAAAUACUUUGAAGGAGGAUUAAUUUUUAUCAAUUCAAAAUUGGACGAAAUUCUCCAAGAACUGAAACAAGUCGAAGAACAAGAACAUAUUAAAAUGUUAAAUAUUAAACACGAUUUGACAGGCGUAAUAUCUCCUUUCGGACCAUAUUUCAGUGAAUACACAUUUACUCCUACUUUAUUGCACAGUAAAGUUGAAGACAGCUCAAAAAGUUUUGAAAAUCAGCUUCUUCAUAUGCAUACUGAAUUUUUAAAACAUUUACAAAAUGUGGAGUUCUACAUUGGAAUUUUAUCCCUGGUCGCUUUCUUUAUGUUGACAACUAUUCUAAUUUUCGACUCUUUCUUUGCGAUAACUGCCGCAAGUGAUCAAGGGUUUCUGAAGCCGGUCCCCCUUGGUUUCACGGCGCGGACGAUAAUUGCCUGUGCAAAGUUGAUUACUCUGACGAAUGCUGUGCAUUAUUUGGAAACUGAGGUAUUUCAAAUGGGGCUUUUGCAAUUUAUAUUUGUAAAAUUGAGUAACGUUUAUGUGUCCAUUCAGGAAGGAAAAGUGAGUCUCUUAGCCACAAAAAUUCUGUUCCACUGCUGCAUUUUGAGGAGGAAGAGGAAAGGGCUGUCUGGAGGGAGGCGGAGAACGAUGCAGAGGUUGGCCUUGGCACACCCCUUCGCCAUCUCAGCCCUCGGAUACUUUCAAGUCAAUCGGGGGACGGUGACUUCCAUUCUCAGCGUCAUUUCAACGUACUUGGUCGUUUUGUUGCAGUUCAGCAUGUCCAAUUCGGCGUAAAGCGUGCCGUACAGCUACCAGAAUAAAGUUCCAAAUACGUAUAUAUUCUACGUAUUAAUAGUUUGAAAUUACAAGAAGUUAGCGAUAUGAUCAUACUAUUUUGUAGGAAUUAAUUAGUGUGGUGCGAUAUAAAUAUGUGCUCAUUCGAUGGUACACGGAGAAUGGUGGAUGAGUGUGAAAGUUUCAAUUUGUGGAGAAUACGUAAUUUAACAUCGAGUUAUGAGCAGAAAUAAAGUUUUGCAUACAAUUUGCCAGACUAAUUCAAUGAACUUGGAUGUGUUCAUCAUAUUUUUAUUUUAAUUUACGUGGAGAUUUUCGAUGUCUUUGAGAAUGGACAUGAACAAGUGAAAUUAUGAAGUGACGAUUUCACUGCAAUGAUUUAGAUUAGAGAAGUUUUUCUUUAGAUUGUUUUAAGGUGGGCCGAUCCUGACUGUACUGCAAUGCCAGGCCGACCCGUGGACGGGCGGAAGCAAGCUUCACGACCCCAUCCCAGUUCCAAAAAUCAGUUUAAUAUACUGGAAGGUCAAUGACCUUCGUAUCAGAUAUUAAGCUGAUAAGAACAGAUACUACACUUUGAUCUUAGCCAAAA